CCUCCCUUUCCCGCCUCUGCAACCCUCCUCGCCGCGCUCGCUCGGCCGCUAUGAAACUCCUGCCCAAAGGCGCUGCUGCCCGCGUGCCCGGCGCGUCCGGCUCGCUGUGCGCGCUGCUGGCCCUGCUGCUGCUGCUGGCGCCGCCGCGGCCCGUCGCCAGCGCCGGCCCCGCCGCCGCGGUGGUGCGAGAGCUGCGCUGCAUUUGCUUAACCACCACUCCCAGAGGCGUUCACCCCCGAAACAUUGUCAAUCUGCAGGUGAUGGCCGCGGGGCCGCAGUGCUCCAAGGUGGAAGUGGUAGCCUCCCUGAAGGACGGGAACGAAGUCUGCCUGGACCCAGAAGCCCCUUUGAUCAAGAAAAUCAUCAAGAAAUAUUUGAACAGUGGAAACAAGAAAAACUGAUUAAGAGAAAGAACCAGGCGCUGGAAAAAUUACCCAGUCUUCAGCAGAGCAGUUUUCUAGGGGUCUCUGGAACCCGUGAAGACAAGAAGGAAGGACUUUCUCCAGCGGUCAGCUUUCUUCACGGUUUCCACAUUUUGAAGAGGGUAGAGAAAACCCAUGUUUGUUCCUGAACUUUUCAGCUCAGCUCAUGAAGUAUUUAUCAUUGCAUUUCCUGUUAUUUACCAUUAUUUUAUCUGCUAUGUUAUUAUAAUAUUUAGUAAUUAACUAUAUUGUGAGCCAAGAAUCGCUGGUUGUUAAUCUUUAAAGUGUCUCGAAAUGACUAUUGUAUUUCUAGAAUAUAUUUCUCAUAGUGUUACCGAAAAGGCUGU
Propithecus coquereli (Coquerel's sifaka) is the source of this 769-nucleotide messenger RNA. RefSeq names its product alveolar macrophage chemotactic factor-like. Gene Ontology annotation, molecular function: CXCR chemokine receptor binding; chemokine activity. The coding region runs from base 51 to 401 and encodes 116 amino acids. Lineage: Eukaryota; Metazoa; Chordata; Mammalia; Primates; Indriidae. Gene Ontology annotation, biological process: inflammatory response; cellular response to lipopolysaccharide; neutrophil chemotaxis. The transcript is spliced from 4 exons. Gene Ontology annotation, cellular component: extracellular region. The record is from RefSeq and is a predicted model, not a curated record.